AUGGGAUUCGACGACGCCGCCAUCGCGGCGGAUCCUCGUAGACGUCGCGAUGACCGCGAUGAUCCGCCGUCCGCGCGCGACGAUCGCGACAGGGACAGGGACAGGGACUCCGAUCGCAAAAGGAGCCACAGGGAUCGCGACGAGAGCUCGGACGAGAGGCGAGAGCGAAAGAGGCGCGACAGGGACAGGGACAGAGAUCGCGACAGGGACAGAGAUCGCGACAGGGACAGAGAUCGCGACAGGGACAGGGAUCGCGACAGGGACAGGGAUCGCGACCGGGACCACGACCGACGGGACCGCGAUAGGGAUCGGAGCAGGGAGCGCGACCGGAAGAAGAGCAGGCGGCAUCGCUCGCGCUCGCAUUCCCGCUCGGAUUCGAGGCGGAGGGAGAGGUCCGACAGGCGAAGGUCGAGCAGGUCCCGCUCGCCCGAGCGGAGCAGGGACCGGGACAGGGACCGCGGGAGGGAGCGGCGCAGGCCCAGCGGCUUCGACACCGAGGUCACCCCGGCCAUGCGAGAGCUCCAGAAGAAACUCCUCGAGGAGCAGCAGCGUCAGUCCCUCGCGCAGCAGUGGCUGCUCCAGAAUCCUGGCGCGGCGGCGACGGCGGCGGGGGCGUCGGCGCAGAAGAAGCAGCGCGAGAUCUACGUGGGUAACCUGAUGGCGGGGGUCACCACGAUCGAGGUGCUCAAGGACCUGUUCAACGCGCUGAUGGCGCAGGCGCUGCCGCACUGCGUGGAGCACGGCGAGCCCGUCAUCAACGUCAACAUGGACGCGAGCCAAAAGUUUGGUUUCGUCGAGUUCAGGACCGAGGAGAUCGCCACCUGCGCCCUGAACCUGGACAAGAUGGACGUGGCGGGGCGGCAGAUGAACAUCGGACGGCCCAAGGGGUACGUGGAACCCCCGCCCGGGUACAAGCCCAGCAGGGAACCGGUGUCCAUCGCGCUGGUCCCGUACAAACCGCAGCUGCCCCAAAACGUCGGCGGCCUCAGGCCCGAGACGAUCGCCGCGCAGCGACAGACGCUCGCCGCGGCGCAGGACGCCAAGCGACAGCUGGACGGCAUCGCCGCCAACGGGACGACGCAGAUGACCGCCAACGUUCCGUCCAACGUGCUGUGCCUGGAGAACACCCUGCCUCUGGAACAGCUAGGCGCGGCUGAGCACCUGGAGGAUGCCGAGCUCGACGUUCGCGAGGAGUGCGGGCGGCACGGGUCCGUGCUCGGGGUGUGCAUACCCACCACCCCACCCGCGGGAGCGUCCGGGUCGAGGGUUUACGUCAAGUUUGCGGCCGCGCUCCAGGCGGAGGCUGCGAUGCGGGCACUCGACGGGAGACUGUUCGAUAAUCACGCGGUCAGGGCGAGGACCGUGACCUCGAGCGAGUACGACCGAGCCAAGGCGGGGGGUUGGUGA
Messenger RNA from Micromonas commoda, 1407 nucleotides. RefSeq lists its product with no specific name. The coding region runs from base 1 to 1407 and encodes 468 amino acids. Gene Ontology annotation, molecular function: poly-pyrimidine tract binding; pre-mRNA 3'-splice site binding. The record is from RefSeq and is a predicted model, not a curated record. The transcript has a single exon. Gene Ontology annotation, cellular component: U2AF complex; U2-type prespliceosome; commitment complex. Lineage: Eukaryota; Viridiplantae; Chlorophyta; Mamiellophyceae; Mamiellales; Mamiellaceae.